Geodia barretti is the source of this 1455-nucleotide messenger RNA. Lineage: Eukaryota; Metazoa; Porifera; Demospongiae; Tetractinellida; Geodiidae. The record is from the annotation of a GenBank genome assembly.
AUGGGGCGCAUCUGGCGCGACCAGCGCAAGUACGAGACCUGGCUGCGGGUCGAGGUCGCGGCGGCCGAAGCGAUGGCCGCCACCGGGCUCAUUCCCGAGCCGGCGGCGAGGGAUAUCGCGGCGUGCGCCGGCGUGCGGGCCGAACGUAUCGACGAGAUCGAGCAGACCACGCAGCACGACGUCAUCGCGUUCACGACCGCGGUGGCCGAGCAGGUCGGUCCGUCGGCUCGCUGGCUGCAUUUCGGGCUCACGUCGUCCGACGUGCUCGAUACGGCGCUGGCGCUGCAGAUGGGGGAGGCGUGCGGGGUGAUACUGGCCGACCUCGACGGGGCGAUCGAGGCGGUGGCCGAGCGGGCCCGCGAGCAUCGGGACACCCCGAUGAUCGGACGGACGCACGGCGUGCACGCCGAGCCGAUGACCUUCGGGUUGAAGCUCGCCCUGUGGCACGCGGAGCUCCGGCGGGCCCGGACGCGGCUGGAGCGAGCCCGGGAGGUCGUGAACGUCGGGAAGAUCUCCGGGGCGGUCGGCACCUACGCCCAUCUCGACCCCGAGAUCGAGCGGCGGGUGUGCGAUGCGCUGGGAUUGACCCCGGCCCCGGUGGCGUCGCAGGUCGUGCAGCGCGACCGUCACGCCGAGCUGCUGGGCGCCCUCGCGAUUGCCGGCGCCUCGAUCGAGAAGUUCGCCCUCGAGGUGCGCGGCCUGCAGAAGACGGAGAUCGGCGAGGUCGAGGAAGGGUUCGCCAAGGGGCAGAAGGGGUCGUCGGCCAUGCCCCACAAGCGCAACCCGAUCGGAUGCGAGCAGUUGACGGGCCUGGCGCGGGUCCUGCGCGCCAACGCGAUGGCCGCGAUCGAGAACGUGGCGUUGUGGCACGAGCGCGACAUCUCGCAUUCCUCGGUGGAGCGGAUCAUCAUUCCCGACAGCUUCAUCGUGCUCGACCACAUGUUGCGGCGGUUCGCCCGGAUCGUGCGGGGGCUGGUGGUGCAUCCCGAGCGGAUGCGCGAGAAUCUGGAGAGGUCGCGCGGCGUCGUCUUCUCGGGCACCGUGCUGCUGGAGCUCGCGCAGCGCGGCGUGUCCCGCGAGCAGGCCUACGCCUGGGUGCAGCGGGCGGCGAUGCGGUCGCACGACGAGCGGCUCGACUUCAAGACCCUCCUGGCGCAGGACCCGGAGGUGACGGCGGUGCUGUCGCGCGACGAUCUGGAUCGGGCCUUCGACCUCGAACGGCAGUUGCGUCACGCCGGUCCCAUCGGCCGGACCAUCGUUGCGGCGCUGGGGUCGAUGGGGUACGGGUCGGUGCGGGACGUGCGGCAGGGGAAGUACUUCGAGCUGGACGUCGACGCGGAGACGCCGGCGGCGGCGCGUCCCCUCGUGAGCGAAAUCGCCGACCGGCUGCUGGCCAACCCGGUGAUCGAGAGCUACCGCGUGGAGGUCGACGACCAUGGCACGGAGCCGUCGUGA